AUGUCCGAGUCUCUGCGCGAGCCCGUGGGUCAAACACCAUCCAUCCGCCGUUCUUUCACUCUCCCCACGAAGUUAAACCCACUGUCGCAACGUGGUUCGGCGCCGCCAGCAAAACUAUCGGAAAACGUCAUCUUCUAUCAUCCCUCCGCGAAGAUCGUUCAUUUCGCGCCCCGGGCCCUCGCCCCGAUCCCGUCCAGUUCCGCGCCCGCCGAUUUCGACUACCCCGUUGAUACCAUCGAAUCACUCCCAUGGCGUUCGGCGACUGAACGAACGGUCGCAACAGCGCCGCUUCGACUCGAACGUGUCCAUGGAUUGACCGCGUUCCUGAAGUGUGGAAAUGUCGUCCACGCGAUCCUGAAGAACUCCCAGUGUUGGUGUGUGGAUGGCGUGUCCAAAUUCGUGCUGCGCAUUCGCCCGCUCACCUACUAUCGCAUCGAAAUACCACACGAGACAGAAGAGGACAAGAGGUUAGUUGGGGAUCUGAAGGUCGCGCUACCAACCAUUCUUCGGUAUGAAGUGACGCCUUGUCCUUUCAAGCGCGCAUUCACCGUGGAACUACCCGAGGAUGCGAUGGCACCGCGGCGCAAAAGGGCCUGGCGACCCAAAGAGCGAAAGGAUAGUCUGUAUCCUGCCUCGGGGAGCAGUCAAGGGGGGUCACCCUCGGAAACGCGAUCAGAAUGGCUAGACUCCGCUAGUACCGGAGAGGACACGGAUGGAGGUACAACAGACGACUGCGCAUUAGCCCCCCCAGAAAAGUAA
Penicillium cosmopolitanum is the source of this 759-nucleotide messenger RNA. RefSeq lists its product as uncharacterized. Gene Ontology annotation, cellular component: extrinsic component of intraperoxisomal membrane. Gene Ontology annotation, biological process: peroxisome inheritance. NCBI's taxonomy places the organism in Eukaryota, Fungi, Ascomycota, Eurotiomycetes, Eurotiales, Aspergillaceae. The coding region runs from base 1 to 759 and encodes 252 amino acids. The transcript has a single exon. The record is from RefSeq and is a predicted model, not a curated record.